AUGGCGGUCACUUUCUCCGUUAUUUUCACGUCGGACCUUGAAAAACGACUNGAUAUUCUGUUCCACGGGGACACCUUUCAGGCCAAACCCAGAGAGGGAGUCACGAUAGCUGCUUUCAUCAACUUGAAGGACGUGGAAGGUAGCCGUUCUAUCUUUGAUACCAUUGGCAUCAGUCACCAGUGCGGUCAGUUCCAUUUUGAGGUCAACUAUGGUAACGUGCGUUGGUUCCACAGGAAUGAAACCCAGCACAUCAUUUUCAGCUGCACCGCUGAGGGAAAACCAGUCCAACCCAAUCAAUGGGCUCACUUGGCAGGAACCUAUGAUUCAGCCACUGGCCAUUCCAAGAUAUACAUCAACGGUGAGCUGCGUAACAUGACGAACGGUGGAGGACUGCUGUCGAGGGAUUGGAUGUCACGCGCUGGAAUCGGCGACCACAAGGCUGGCCGUCCCCUCAUGGGAUUCAUCGAUGAAUUCAGGAUCUACAACUAUGCUCUGAACAAGGUUGAGAUCGAGGCUUUGGCUAAAAUGUGUCUUCCAGAUGCGGCCGCCGGCCCCACUAGCGCACCCACCGCGACCCCACCUCCCGCCACUGCCACUACCAAGAAGCUUCCUUUUAGAGACCAGAAUAAGGACUCGGAAUUUGGCAACCGUGGAAAAGGUCCCAACAACAAAUUCAAGUUUCCUCAGGAAGAAUCGGUGGAGGAAGCAGUUCUGAAGAGAUCGUCCGUGAGAGGAUCAAGCAGCGUCAACGUGCUGUAAAAUAACAUUAAAAUACUAUUGUUUGACGUCACUUAUGCAAACAAGCUCGAUGCUAGAUAAAUUGUUGGUUAGAAAUGGAAUAUCUUUCUUUUUCAACUGUACGGUUAGUGGUAAACCAAACAACUUGUAAGAUAGGCCAGGUUGCUUUAUAGAUCCUUUGGCGAAUUAAUCUUUUUUUGAGGGGAUAUGAGAUAGGUUUAAGACAUGGAAAGUAACAUUUAAAAACGUUUUGCAAUUAUGACGCUUUUUGUGUCAUUUCACGUCAUCGCUAGUUAUACAUUUACUUGCUCAAAACAAGAUUGGUAGGUUAAUUAAGUGACGUCAACAAAUGUUGUGAAAUUUACGAGAGAGAUAGGACCAGCGUCUCAGCCACAAUGGGUACAAGAUGAAGAGCUCGAGAUUUAUGUAUGGAACUUUACUGGACAAUUCCACUCUUUAUCCGUCCACUAUGAAGGCAAUGUAAACAGCAAAUCAGUAGUUAUCAUGAUUAGAAAUUAAUGUACAGAUCUCGUGUAAAGUAAGUUGUGAUUUUAUAUUGUUAUUGAUUAUCUCUCUGGUUUGAUAUGAUACUAUUAAAUCUUUGAUAUUCCUGUCUUGAUGUAAGUACAAAGCUAGAAGCAGACGAGUGGAAACUAUGUUUUCAACUUGAAAAGAAAUGUUUGGAUAACAAACAAUUAGGGAAUAAACUGGGCAGUAUUAUGUUA
Orbicella faveolata is the source of this 1463-nucleotide messenger RNA. RefSeq lists its product as uncharacterized. NCBI's taxonomy places the organism in Eukaryota, Metazoa, Cnidaria, Anthozoa, Scleractinia, Merulinidae. The record is from RefSeq and is a predicted model, not a curated record.